CGUGCUCAUGGGAGUUGUGGUCCAAAGGAAAUUAUUGACACGUGAUCUAGUGCGUGCGAGACAUCCAAUGGACUUCAACUACCAGUCGCAUAUUUCUUUGACCUUCAGUGGGAGGGGACAGCACGAGCAAGCAUGGCAGCUGGAGUUCUUACCAAAGGUUUGUGCGGGUUCCGCCAGCCCCGGAUUAUUGCAGCCGGAUACUCCUGUAGUGGACCUCUCUAUGCGACUGCUACCGCAGUCAAAACACUCCCUUUGCAAACUGACAGCACGGCUGUCACUGACAAGAUCCAGAACUUGCCUCUUGAAACGCCAGAUUUCUUUCGCUUGUCAGAACUCUUCUCCUUAAAAGACCUAUUUGAUGCCAGAGUGCACCUUGGACACAAGAAAGGCUGCAGACACAGACUGAUGGAGCCCUAUCUGUUCGGCAGUCGUCUGGGCCAGGACAUCAUCGACCUGGACCAGACAAUGGCGCACCUCCAGAGCGCCCUGAACUUCACCGCCCACAUCGCCUACCGCGGCGGCAUCAUCCUCUUCGUCUCCCGCCGCCGACAGUUCGGCCACGUGGUGGAGAGCACGGCAGGGGACUGUGGAGAAUAUGCCCACACACGCUACUGGCAGGGUGGUCUGCUCACCAAUGCCCCAAUCCAGUACGGCCCGGGGGUCAGGCUGCCUGACCUCAUUGUCUUUCUCUCAACUCUCAACAACGUCUUCCAGCAGCAUGUGGGGGUCCGCGAUGCAGCCAAGAUGAAUAUACCCACGGUGGGUGUGGUGGACUCUAACUGCAACCCCAGCCUGGUGACAUACCCGGUGCCUGGGAAUGAUGACACACCAGCCGCAAUGGAGCUGUACUGCCGCCUCUUCAAGAUGACCAUCAACAGGGCCAAGGACAAAAGGAGGCAGAUGGAGCUGCUCCAGGGUCUAUCACCAGCGGGCCUCACACAGGGUUCCUCGUGAGAGGCACUGGUGGAAUUAAUGAAAGGACCCUUUUUGGGUUAUUUGAAAAUGCCUUAUUCAAUUUUACUCCCUUGAAGUUAACCCUGAUCUGAAAUGAUAGGAUAGGUAAAAUCUCUGCCUUUUGGUUAAGAUCAAGUGUAGUAUUUGAAAGCAAGUGUUCCACUUCAAUGUUUACAACAACAUAACAAAUAAAUCAUUAUUGGUCAUGUGUAUCGAAAUGUUUGUGUUCCUAGCUCCAACAGUGCGGUAGUAUCUAAUAGUUCACAGCAAAACACACAUCUCAAAGUAAAAUAAUGUAAUUAAGAAAUAAAAAAAUAUUAUGUUCAUGUCAGAUUAGGGAUUUAUGCCAAGGAAGGGUGGGUAAAGCAUGCAUUUAGGUGCGGCAGGUAGCCUAGUGGUUAGUGUUGGGCCAGUAACCGAAAGGUUGCUUGAUCAAAUCCCCGAACUGACAAGGUAAACAUCUGUAGUUCUGAACAAGACUGUUAACCCACUGUUCCUAGGCCUGUCAUUGUAAAUUAGAAUUAACUGACUUGCCUAGUUAAAGGUAAAACAUAUAUAUGUGUAUAUAGUCAAAUAUGGCCAAGGACUACUGCUAAAAUGCUAUAUGAAGCACUUUUUCAGCAACAGAUUUGGUGCAUUUGUACAGAGUUAUUGCUCUUUGUCUAGAUUUAUCUGGAGAAACUGAGGUUUACAAAGUAUGUAAUUGCAGUGUUUGCUCCAUCAAACUGAUCAUGUUUCCAGAUUAUUUCUAACAUUCAGCUUGACAUUGUCUGGUCAAAUAAAAUAAAAAAGCUAUUUCUGUAUCAAAUGACAUGAAUGCACUCAUACUAUUUAUUAAGUAAACUUUCUUUUCACUAAA
Molecule: messenger RNA, 1813 nt
Organism: Oncorhynchus keta (chum salmon)
Lineage: Eukaryota; Metazoa; Chordata; Actinopteri; Salmoniformes; Salmonidae
Product: 28S ribosomal protein S2, mitochondrial-like
Exons: 4
Coding region: 133-954 (273 amino acids)
Biological process (GO): translation
Cellular component (GO): mitochondrial small ribosomal subunit; ribosome
Molecular function (GO): structural constituent of ribosome
Source: RefSeq, a predicted model, not a curated record